UCCGGCGCUUGUUCGGCACAGGCCCCGCUCUUUCAUGCUCGUUGACAGAGUCUGCUUGGUCGUCGACGUGUGUUGCUGACUGGUUGGCAUAGGCGGCGGGUUCCUCCCCAGCACACCCCCUCGCCGCAGCGGAGCCGAGCCCGAUGCCGCCCAAGGCGUCGAAGAAGGACGGCGAGCCGGCGGAGCGCCCCAUCCUCGGCCGCUUCUCCUCGCACCUCAAGAUCGGAAUCGUUGGGUUACCCAAUGUUGGCAAAUCAACUUUCUUCAACAUAGUAACAAAGUUGUCCAUCCCGGCUGAGAACUUCCCAUUCUGUACCAUUGAACCAAAUGAGGCACGGGUACAUGUUCCGGAUGAACGAUUUGACUAUCUUUGCCAACUUUUCAAGCCAAAGAGUGAGGUGGCUGCAUAUCUGGAAAUCAACGACAUAGCCGGGCUUGUUAGAGGAGCAAGUGCAGGGGAGGGUCUGGGCAAUGCCUUCUUAUCCCAUAUACGUGCUGUUGAUGGAAUCUUUCAUGUCUUGAGAGCAUUUGAAGACACGGAAAUCACCCAUAUUGAUGAUACAGUUGAUCCUGUUCGUGAUUUGGAAACUAUUACUCAAGAACUGAGGCUCAAGGAUAUAGAGUUUGUGCAGGCUAAAAUUGAUGACCUUGAGAAGGCAAUGAAGAGGAGCAAUGACAAGCAACUUAAGAUAGACCAUGAAUUAUGUCAGAGGAUCAUGACACAUCUUCAAGACGGGAAAGACCUACGUUUAGGAGAAUGGAAAGCUGCUGAAAUUGAGAUCUUGAAUACCUUUCAGCUGCUUACUGCUAAGCCAGUUGUUUAUUUGGUGAACAUGAGUGAAAAGGACUACCUGAGAAAAAAGAACAAGUUUCUACCAAAGAUACAUGCUUGGGUGAAAGAGCAUGGUGGUGAAACUAUUAUUCCUUUCAGCUGUGCCUUCGAACAGAAACUAGUGGAUAUGCCAGAAGAUGAAGCUGCUAAAUAUUGCACCGAAAACCAAACGACAAGUUUGAUCCCCAAAAUCAUCAAGACUGGUUUUGCAGCAAUUCAUCUCAUAUACUUCUUCACUGCUGGUCACGGCGAGGUGAAGUGCUGGCAGAUCAGACGUCAAAGUAAAGCUCCGCAAGCUGCUGGUGCAAUUCAUACUGAUUUUGAAAGAGGCUUCAUAUGUGCUGAGGUAAUGAAGUUUGAAGAUCUAAAAGAGCUGGGCAGUGAAUCUGCUGUGAAGGCUGCUGGGAAGUACAGGCAGGAAGGGAAGACGUACGUGGUGCAGGAUGGAGACAUCAUCUUCUUCAAGUUCAAUGUUUCUGGAGGCGGAAAGAAGUGAUAAAUUCAUCACAGGGUCGUGUAUUUUUGCAUUUUUGAGUUCACUUGCUAGUAGCCAGGUACUAUCAGUACGGAUUGCAGACUGCGGGGAGGCUAUAUAUAAAUUUUCAUUCGCUCUGCUUUUGAAAUUACUCCUCGAUGUUAUGUGCCAACUGCCAACCGUACGCCUGAACGAUGUUUGAGGCCUCUAUUAGAAAACUGGAAGUUGUAACUUUGUGACUGGACAAGUUUGUCGUAAUUAGGAUACAAAGUUCUUUGUUAUGCAAUUCUA
Messenger RNA from Triticum dicoccoides, 1598 nucleotides. RefSeq names its product obg-like ATPase 1. The record is from RefSeq and is a predicted model, not a curated record. Gene Ontology annotation, cellular component: cytoplasm. Bases 144 to 1328 code for a protein of 394 amino acids. Gene Ontology annotation, molecular function: ATP binding; GTP binding; ATP hydrolysis activity. The transcript has 12 exons. NCBI's taxonomy places the organism in Eukaryota, Viridiplantae, Streptophyta, Magnoliopsida, Poales, Poaceae.